Messenger RNA from Anneissia japonica, 6044 nucleotides. RefSeq names its product multiple epidermal growth factor-like domains protein 6. The transcript is spliced from 6 exons. Lineage: Eukaryota; Metazoa; Echinodermata; Crinoidea; Comatulida; Comatulidae. The record is from RefSeq and is a predicted model, not a curated record. Gene Ontology annotation, molecular function: scavenger receptor activity. Bases 116 to 5914 code for a protein of 1932 amino acids.
GUGUAGACAAGGGUUGUUUGGUCCUGAUUGUAAUUCAAGAUGUAAGUGUCGCAAUGGUGCAUCAUGUUCGCGAUUCGACGGUACAUGCACCUGUCCAGCCGGAUUUAUUGGCCAGAUGUGCAGUAACUCUUGUGGUGAUGGCUUUUUUGGAGUUCAGUGUUUUCGGGCUUGUGCAUGUCUAAACGACGCAGAAUGCUCACCAGUUGACGGCACAUGUACUUGUAAAGCUGGCUGGACUGGGGAUCUGUGUGAUACGCCGUGUUCGAAUGACCGAUGGGGUGAUGAUUGUAAAAAUGAGUGCAAUUGCCUCAACAAUGGACAAUGCGACCGAAUUACUGGGGAGUGUCAUUGUGCACCCGGUUGGACAGGCACCAUCUGUCACACACCGUGUUCGACUGGACGAUAUGGUAUUGACUGUGCGUUUGAAUGUCUCUGUCAAAAUGAAGCCCAAUGUUCUCGUUUCACUGGGGAAUGCACAUGUACAAGCGGUUGGUCUGGAGAUACAUGUGAAUACCCCUGCCCGUCUGGUUACUAUGGAGUCGGAUGUAAAAGUAAGUGUAGAUGCCAAAAUGGAGCCGUCUGUGACCCAGAAGAUGGUAGAUGCCGUUGUGGUCCCGGAUGGACUGGUGCUGUAUGUAAUCUAGAAUGUCCAGACGGAUAUUACGGUAUAUGUCAGUGCGUCGCAGGAUACUCAGGACCCUCUUGUCAGUUUAGUUGUUCGGAUAACACGUUCGGCAUCGAAUGCCUGGAAAAUUGUGACUGCUCUAACGGUGGGACUUGCGAUAGUAUGAUUGGUAAAUGCACUUGUACAGACGGCUUCUAUGGCAUCAAAUGCGAACACGUCUGCCAACCUGGAACCUAUGGAGAAAGCUGCACCAAAUUAUGCCAGUGUCAAAACAGCGCAACUUGUGAUCCAGUCGACGGUCUUUGUACUUGCACGUCUGGCUUCAGGGGUGAAUUUUGUCAAAAUAUUUGUCGGCCAAAUUUCUUUGGCUUAAGGUGCGCUAAAGAAUGUCGUUGUCAAAAUGGAGCAUAUUGUAAUCCUGUAGAUGGGACGUGCGACUGUGCGCCCGGGUAUAGAGGGAGCUUUUGCGAAAAUCUUUGUCCCACUGGCUACUAUGGACUUGCGUGCUCUAAAUUGUGUUCGUGUUUGAACGGUGCAGCUUGCGACAAUGUAGAUGGCACGUGUUAUUGUGCACCUGGGUAUAGAGGUGUUACUUGUGCAGAUAUAUGUCCGCGUGACACAUACGGAGAUAACUGUGCAAAUGAAUGCACUUGUCAGAACGGAGAUUGUGAUCACGUAUUGGGGACAUGUAAUUGUUUUACGGGCUGGCAGGGCGCCGACUGCAACAUACCAUGCAAUGCCGGUACAUAUGGAGAGGGAUGUCAGGAAGUAUGUAUUUGCAAAAACGGUGGUGUAUGCAACCAUGUAUCGGGUGUUUGUCGUUGUCCUCCUGGAUGGAGAGGCAUCGACUGCAGUUCAAGCUGUCAUGAGGGUACCUAUGGUUUCAAGUGUAAUAAGCGUUGUGUUUGUCAGAAUGAGGCAGUUUGUGACAAUGUGGAUGGGUCAUGUACAUGUACAGCAGGGUGGACUGGAAGCCUCUGCAGUCAGCCAUGUCCAAAAGGAAAAUACGGGUUAAAUUGCGCGGAAAUAUGUCCUUGUAAAAAUGGAGCCCGAUGUCACCAUAUUAGUGGCAAAUGUACUUGCACCUCAGGUUGGCAGGGUGAUUUCUGCUCUAAACCUUGCCCUGCAGGAAGGUAUGGCCUUAAAUGUCGUUCAGUGUGUACUUGUGAAAACAAUGCUCAAUGCGAUCACGUGGAUGGCACGUGUACGUGCUCGCCCGGAUGGCAGGGUAAUCAAUGUUCAAGUCCGUGUGGUCCAGGUACAUUUGGCUAUGAGUGUGCACAGCAAUGCCGCUGUCUGAACCAAGGAACUUGUAGCCAUAUUGACGGACGAUGUACAUGUGUUGCCGGCUAUUAUGGUCCUGCUUGUAACGAAGAAUGUCCAGAAGGCUAUUACGGACUUAAUUGUUUAUCUGAAUGUGAAUGUGAAAACAAUGCUUUGUGUGAUCAUCGAAACGGUGUGUGCUCUUGUAAACCAGGAUGGAGGGGAAACACAUGUGACACGCCUUGCCAAGAAGGGCGUUAUGGUGACAACUGUGCGUUCCGGUGCAAAUGUGAUAACGAAGGCAUCUGCAACCAUAUUGAUGGCUCUUGCUCUUGCGUGGCUGGUUAUCAGGGCCUGACAUGUAACAUUCCUUGUAGAUUAGGGUUCUAUGGUUUAGAGUGCCUUUAUGUAUGUCAGUGUCAGAAUGGAGCAACGUGUAAUCCCGUUGACGGCAGCUGUUUUUGUUCUCCUGGUUGGCAAGGAGCCUUGUGUGACGAACCAUGCCCAGAGGGAUUCUACGGUGAUCAGUGUGCAAAACGGUGCCCUUGUUUGAAUGGUGGUAUUUGUGACACAGUUGAUGGAACAUGUACAUGUGCACCGGGUUGGAGAAGCUUCUGUGGCGAGCCGUGUCCAGAUGGAACAUUUGGUCAAGGAUGUGAAGGAAGAUGCCGGUGUGAAAAUGGGGCAAGCUGUGACCGAUUUGACGGACGCUGCACCUGCACCGCUGGUUGGUUUGGAGCCUCUUGUGACGCAGCCUGUGAGGUAGGAUUCUAUGGAGCUCAUUGCACACUGACAUGUGAAUGUUUAAAUGGCGCCACCUGUAGUCGGUUUGAUGGUAGUUGUGAAUGUUCAAAUGGAUACACCGGAGAACAAUGCGGGCUGCUCUGUCCACAAGGGUAUUUUGGUGAAAAUUGUGAGAGCCGUUGUCGCUGUUAUCAUAAUGCUGAAUGCUCUCCAUUUGAUGGCACGUGCAGCUGUCCAGCCGGAUGGAGUGGAGACAGAUGUGGCACGCCGUGCGAAGCAGGAUUGUUUGGAGUCCAGUGCUUGGAGCGAUGUAGGUGCCAGAAUGGAGGAGCUUGUUCUAGAUUUGAUGGGGCAUGCACAUGCACAAACGGAUGGCAAGGUGAAUUGUGUAACCGUGAAUGUGAACCGAAUCGAUGGGGACAUAAAUGCCAACAAUUAUGCUUGUGCGAAAACGAUGCAACUUGCUCGCGGUUUGAUGGUACUUGCAGUUGUGGGUAUGGUUGGUAUGGCGAACACUGCAAUACGCCCUGUCCUGAAAAUAGAUAUGGACUUGGAUGUACCCAACGAUGCAAAUGCAAAAAUAAUGCAGAAUGUUCAAAAAUUGAUGGAACCUGUACAUGUGGAGUUGGUUGGACUGGGAACCAAUGUGACAUUGCUUGCCCGACCGGUCUUUAUGGUGCAGAGUGCAAAAGCACCUGCUUAUGUCAGAACGGAGGAACGUGCAACAGAUUCGACGGCACUUGCCAUUGCCCACCCGGUUGGCAGGGGAUUUAUUGCAGUACUGAAUGCAGUCCCGGGACUUACGGUGAAGCAUGUGAACGCAAGUGUCAUUGCAGAAAUGACGCAGAGUGCUCUCACAUCGAUGGUGUUUGCACCUGUACAACUGGUUGGUCUGGUGUAAGAUGUGACGAGCCGUGUAGACAAGGGUUGUUUGGUCCUGAUUGUAAUUCAAGAUGUAAGUGUCGCAAUGGUGCAUCAUGUUCGCGAUUCGACGGUACAUGCACCUGUCCAGCCGGAUUUAUUGGCCAGAUGUGCAGUAACUCUUGUGGUGAUGGCUUUUUUGGAGUUCAGUGUUUUCGGGCUUGUGCAUGUCUAAACGACGCAGAAUGCUCACCAGUUGACGGCACAUGUACUUGUAAAGCUGGCUGGACCGGGGAUCUGUGUGAUACGCCGUGUUCGAAUGACCGAUGGGGUGAUGAUUGUAAAAAUGAGUGCAAUUGCCUCAACGAUGGACAAUGCGACCGAAUUACUGGGGAGUGUCAUUGUGCACCCGGUUGGACAGGCACCAUCUGUCACACACCGUGUUCGACUGGACGAUAUGGUAUUGACUGUGCGUUUGAAUGUCUCUGUCAAAAUGAAGCCCAAUGUUCUCGUUUCACUGGGGAAUGCACAUGUACAAGCGGUUGGUCUGGAGAUACAUGUGAAUACCCCUGCCCGUCUGGUUACUAUGGAGUCGGAUGUAAAAGUAAGUGUAGAUGCCAAAAUGGAGCCGUCUGCGACCCAGAAGAUGGUAGAUGCCGUUGUGGUCCCGGAUGGACUGGCGCUGUAUGUAAUCUAGAAUGUCCAGACGGAUAUUACGGUUUGAGGUGUCAGUCUCGCUGUAGAUGCUUAAAUGAGGGAGUGUGCAACAAGCAAGAUGGAACGUGCAUAUGUGCCAGUGGAUGGGUUGGCGAGUCAUGUAACAUCCAAUGUACUGAAGGAACUUACGGUGCAGGCUGCCUCAAAACGUGUGCUUGCAAGAAUAGCGCGCAGUGCUCCAGAUUCGAUGGAACGUGUUCUUGCACAGAUGGAUGGAUGUCUACUGAAUGUGACGUUCCAUGUCCUGCAAACAGGUACGGCGCAAACUGUGUCAAGGUAUGUCACUGCAAAAACUAUGGAACAUGUGACCGUUUUACGGGUGCGUGUGACUGCUUAGCGGGCUGGGCUGGUACUGCGUGUGAUUCCCCAUGCUUGCCAGGUUUCUUUGGGCCUAACUGCAACAAACGCUGUAAAUGCGACAACGAGGCGAGUUGUUCCUCUAUUGAUGGUAGUUGUACUUGUCCCGACGGGUGGAAAGGUACAAGAUGCAAUGAACCUUGCGAUGAACGUCAUUUUGGAAAGGACUGUUCACAACUAUGUUUAUGUCAAAACGGUGCCACAUGUGAUCGUUUCACAGGGGCUUGCGGCUGUGCUCCAGGAUGGCAAGGGAAUGCGUGUGAUAUUGCAUGCUCGAGCAGGCGAUAUGGCAAAAAUUGUGAACACCUCUGUCGUUGUCAGAACCUAGCAGACUGCGACACAGUUGAUGGUAGCUGCACGUGUAAAUCAGGAUGGACUGGGAGAUAUUGUGACACUCCCUGUCAGCAAGGCUUGUAUGGUGCUAACUGCUUGUACACAUGCACAUGUGAAAACGAGGCAUCAUGUUCUAGAUUCAACGGGGCGUGCACGUGUCCCCCUGGAUGGUUUGGAGAUGUAUGCAACAUGGAAUGUGCAGACAACACGUAUGGUCUCCAGUGCUUAGAAGAAUGUGAUUGUGAAAAUGGGGCCUCAUGCUCUCGGUUUGAUGGAUCGUGCACAUGUGCACCCGGCUGGACGGGACCGAAGUGCGAUGUGGCAUGUAGGGAAGGUUACUAUGGUGCAUAUUGUACUAAAAGAUGCCGUUGCACAAAUGGAGGAACAUGCUCUCCUUCCACUGGUGUCUGUGAAUGUACUGCAGGGUGGACUGGGUCCUCGUGCGCCAUCCCGUGUCAGCAGGGGCGUUACGGUGUAGGCUGUCUUGGAGGCUGUUUAUGCCAGAACAACGCAGCAUGCAGUCCUAUUGAUGGGUCAUGCACUUGUUUAACUGGUUGGGUUGGAAUAUACUGCGAAACAACUGAUAUCAUUGGAUUCAAAACCUCACAAAUAAUAUCAACAAGGGAAGUCACAUGUUCAGAGGUGUUGGUGUAUUAUGAGGACGGCAAACACAUAUUUGAAUGCCAAGAAAUACGAGUGGAUGGUCUAAGAUUCCCAAAUGGAGUGACAUGUCGAGAACGCUGGGUGGACAGGAUUCCCGAUAAAUCGGACGCGUACUUCCACAUGCGUACUGAUCACGUGGGAUUCUGCAGGACGGUCCUUAAUAACAAUGAUGACUACACUAAAAGUCAACUACAGGGCGUUCGUGUUGAAGUCUCAUUCAAAUGCGCCGAAUCUCGUGAAUAUCGGAUCCAAUGGAUGGACAAUACUUGGCUUACAAAUGUAGUGCAAGAUGCAGGCUAUGCCAAUCAUCUCCGAUGUAUAAUCCAAGACAGCAUAAGAACUGUUUAUUGACUUGGACAACUAUAACUGUGGAACACGCCUGUCUAUUGAUCGACCAAUCAAAAGCCUUUACAAACAAUCCUAUAUAAAACUAAUUUUAGAAUGAAACUAGAAAUUAGCAUUUAGCAGCUUAUAUAUAAGU